AUUCAAGUGUCACCUCAAUGCUAAACGUGUAGCAGCGAACACGGACGCCAGAGCUAACGUCAACGGGAGCAAGCAGUGUCGCCGACGCACACUCCACCAGGUGACGGGUGUCAGAGCCAAGAUGAAUAAAAGCGCAUCAGGAGAAACGGGGGGAGAACGAAGCAGCGCAGCACAUAAACACGACGGGACAACAGUCACGGUGACGGGAUGAAGGUGCUGACUUCACCGCAGGAGGUGGAGAACCGCUCACCUCUUGUUGACUCCAACAACCAUCAGAGCUGUGAGAACAGACAAGAGGAGGAGGAGGUGGAGGAGGACGCCCCCUUCUGCCCUGAAGAGGAACACACAAACGGCACAGAGAAGAACCACCCCGGGCCAGAGGGAGGAGUAAUAUGGAGAGUGGGCGGCGGCCUGUUUAGCAUGACACGAAGCGCUGUGGGUGCGACCCUCUGUGGGGUUGCAUGGGUAGGAACAAAAAGCUUUGAGCUCACCAAAACGGCUGUGAGCAGCGUACCGGCAGCCAGCGUAGGACUGGUCAAAGGCAGCGUUUCUGUGGUCACAGGAGGCGUCGGCGCAGUGGGCUCUGCUGUGGCAAGUAAAGUCACACCAAGGAAGAAGGACAAAGCUGACUGAUGACAGUUGACUGUGUUGGAGCGCGCGCGUGUGUGUGUGUUUAAUGCGAACAAGAUACCUCGGCUGCGUUGAAUGGAUUUUUAUCAUAGUUCCUCUGAUUCACUUUGUACAUUCACUCUUGCAACAAUUAAGAAACGAGCAUCUACUUAUGGCGCUUUUCCAUUAUACAGUUCUAGCACGACUCAACUCUGCUCGGUGUGGUUUCAUUUGGUUUUGAUUCUUGCGUUCGACGUCACGCUCAUGACUCUUCCAGUGACGACACUCUCACACCUGACCAACUGGUGGCCGACAUUCUGUCCAUGUUACAUUUUGUGGAGAUUCUGAUUAUCAGAUGAGACGAAAGCUUUAUUGAAGACGGCUCAGGUCCAAGGAGAACUGAGACAAAUGCCAAACAUGAACAAGGAGAUGUUAAUAGUUGGGCUUCCUUUGUCAUUCUGCCAGUGAAUCUCGGAAUUUGGUUUGCAGGAAAGGAGGCGUCCGGUCAAGAUGUCUGGCGCCUUCCUUUGCUGAUACCUAGAGUCGACCUUGGGGAGGACUGCAUAUUUGAGUUAUCGGUCCUUUGCCCCAGUAAAGUCAGGUUCAACAAAGAUAUAAUGAGGAACACUCUGUUGACAAAUGAUGGCUGCCAGGGUAACACAGAGGCCUUUGUGAUUUGCCAGUUGCAGCUGGUCUAUACUGAGUCGUUAGGUUUAAAGAAAGCUAAAGGGAAAAGCAAAUAAAAAAAAAGUCAAGCCGUCUCAGAACUAUAUAAUGGAAAAGCCCCAAUAGAAAUCAGUUGUUUUCAAUAGAAAUGUGCUUCAUUAAGAAGCACUGGCGUCAGUGGUACUAAAGUAAUCCCAGAAUUCAACACUGGAGGAUAGAACGGGAUGCAACGUUAUGCAAAUAUCCCAUCAUUUAUGGAACACGUGAGAUCUUCACAGAAAAGGACAAUACUCUAGUUCCAAUUAUAUUAAAGAAUGAGUCCAUGUAUUUUACACCUCUGUUACGUCAGUAUAGACACUGAUCUUCUUCAGUCCUCACAGGUUGGAUAUUAAAACCAGGUCCUGUUCAGAGAAUUAGACACAGGUGUAGGAAUGAAGUCCGAUUUUAACUUCAAGCAGUUUCCACAGUCACAACUGACAUGGUCUUCAAUUCUAACAGUUCAAAUCACGUUCUUCGAGUCUCAUUAUGAAAUUGUUUCAGUGUUUCAACCAGUAUUUAUUUUUAUAUAUAUACAUAAAAAAAUGUUUUCAUUGUAUCAUCAUUGUAUGUUUAAGUUUGCUCUUCGGUGGCGAUAUUAUUAGUGUGGGAGGUAACUGGAACAAACACAGAGCUCUGUCUCUCGUCAGUUUGUUUGUCGUUUUUCGGCAUGGAUAGAUAAGAUAGGAUAAGAUAAGAUAAGAUAAGAUAGCUUUAUUUAUCUCACAGUGGAGAGAAAACGGCGUUAGCACCACCUGGUGGACAUCCCAAACUGUUUCUCAGCUGUUCAAGGACAGCACCAUGGCUCUGAAUCGUGUGAUCCCUUUUAUGCAUAAUAUUGGUCCCAAAACAGCAGUACACUGUUUAAAAAUACAAUAAGUGAAUAUAAACUUCUGAGAAGUCUGUGGACCUAAACGGAAUGCUAAAUAUUUACGAGGGGGCUCGUGAUUUUGUAUAACACAUUCCUGAUUAAUCAAGUGAUCAUUUCAUUCAACAUUCAUGUUUUUGUCUGUGGAACCAAGAGAAUAUUUGUGUAAAUAUGUAGCAUGUGCGCUGAACAUGCCAAACUCACAAUUCAGUUAAAAACAGACUGCUGAAAAAUGGUUUUCUUUCACACAGACACAAAAAAACAUCUGUAAAUAUGCUUGAAUCAGUUAAAAGGAUAGUCUUUAUCUAUAGUCCAUGUUCUGAUGCUACAAUAGGUGCCUAAAAAUCUUAAGGAAUUCUAGAAGACAUGGCAUAAAGAGGGUUUUUUUUAUAUAGAUAUAUAUACAUGUAAGUGAUUUUUGGUCCCAUCAUGAUGUAACAGUAUUUCACCUUUCACAUUUGCUUGAAUUCUGUAAUUUCAUUGUUGCUGUGAAGUUUAAAUCCUCCAUUUUGCUGCAUGCUUCCGAAUUGUUUGACAUUCAGACAAAAGGCUUUUUCCUCUCUCUCUCUCUCUGUCUCUCUCUCUCUCUCUCUCUGUCUCUUUUAUUUUGGCCUCAGAUCCCCCACUCUAUCUCUGUCCCUUUCUGAUAGUUUGUAACCCUGAUACUUUUUAAAGCAGUUUUGUGUAUUAUAGAAUUAUUUUUGCAAAAGACUGAAUAUUCUGUGAAAAUAAAAAAAACAGCUGUGUUUUCUUUGAAGGAAACCUCAAAUCCC
Solea solea (common sole) is the source of this 2952-nucleotide messenger RNA. Its product is annotated as transmembrane protein 263-A-like. The transcript has 4 exons. NCBI's taxonomy places the organism in Eukaryota, Metazoa, Chordata, Actinopteri, Pleuronectiformes, Soleidae. The record is from RefSeq and is a predicted model, not a curated record. The coding region runs from base 208 to 633 and encodes 141 amino acids.